Molecule: messenger RNA, 1756 nt
Organism: Rosa chinensis
Lineage: Eukaryota; Viridiplantae; Streptophyta; Magnoliopsida; Rosales; Rosaceae
Product: alcohol dehydrogenase-like 7
Exons: 10
Coding region: 220-1392 (390 amino acids)
Biological process (GO): formaldehyde catabolic process
Cellular component (GO): cytosol
Molecular function (GO): S-(hydroxymethyl)glutathione dehydrogenase [NAD(P)+] activity; zinc ion binding
Source: RefSeq, a predicted model, not a curated record
CCACCCCCACAUCAAGAUUCCUUUUUCCCAACCCACCUACCGCUUCCAUUAGCAAUUUCCAAUCAAAUAACAUUCUGCGAGAAAACCAAGAGAGCGAAGUCAUACGUAUGUUGCAGAGGGAAUCAAAGACGUAUGUUACACUCCAAACUAGACACGGGCUAACCAAAUAAAUAGUCAUCACACUCUCAGAGAAUCAAAGACGGUGUCUUUGUGGAAGCCAUGGCUGAGAAAGUGUCCGGUGGAAGUAAAGGGAAGCCUAUUAGAUGCAGAGGUGCGGUGUGUCGGAGGCCAAGUGAGCCUCUGGUGAUCGAAGAGAUCAUAGUGGCACCGCCGAUGCCUCAUGAAGUACGCAUUCGAAUUAUUUAUACUUCUCUGUGCCACAGUGAUCUCUUGUUCUGGAAGAUAAAGGACUUUGCUGCUGCAAUGUUCCCUAGAAUUCUCGGUCACGAAGCUAUCGGGGUCGUGGAGAGUGUUGGGGAGGAUGUCAAUGAGGUAAGCGAAGGAGAUACUGUCAUCCCAACAUUCAUGGCAGACUGUGGAGAAUGUGGAGAUUGCAAAUCACCGAAGAGCAAUCUAUGUUCAAAAUUACCCUUCAAGUCCUCACAUUUUAUGCCAAGAUAUGAGACAAGCAGGUUCACAGACCUCAACGGCGAGGCUAUAUACCAUUUCCUAUAUGUGUCUAGUUUUAGUGAGUAUACAGUGGUAGACAUAGCUCAUGUCACAAAGAUUGAUUCUGGAAUACCUCUUACCAAGGCUGCAGGCCUUCUGGGGUGCGGAGUAUCAACAGGGGUUGGUGCUGCAUGGAGAACGGCAAAUGUAGAGCCAGGAUCAACUGUGGCUAUAUUCGGGCUCGGUUCAAUUGGAUUAGCUGUUGCAGAGGGAGCAAGACUUUGUGGAGCUACAAGAAUUAUCGGCGUGGAUGUGAACGAAGACAAAUUUGAAGUUGGGAAAAAGUUUGGACUCACUGACUUCGUCAAAGCUGCAAAUUCUGAGAAUAAAUCUGCGAGCGAGGUGAUAAUUGAGAUGACUGACGGGGGUGCAGAUUAUUGCUUUGAAUGUGUGGGAAUGGCAUCAGUGGUGCAAGAAGCUUAUGCUUGUUGCCGGAAGGGUUGGGGAAAAACAAUCGUGUUAGGAGUGGACAAGCCAGGGUCACAGGUGACCAUUUCUUCACGUGAUAUCCUUACUACUGGCAAAUCCCUCAUUGGAGUCUUAUUUGGAGGACUCAAACCCAAAUCGGAUAUUCCUACUCUCCUCAAUCGCUACAUCAACAAGGAACUACAACUGGAUGAGUUUGUAACACAUGAAGUGCCGUUUGAAGACAUUAACAAAGCUUUUGAUUUACUCAUUGAAGGGAAAUGUUUGCGAUGUGUAAUCUGUAUGAAUGAUCAAUGAGUUACUUCCAUUAGUAACAGCCUCUCCUUUCACAUGCAAGAUUUCAGGGUUUAAUAAGGAAGUACCAUCUAGAGAGUGGAAGCAGCAAGCAGUUUCCGUAAUAUAUAUAUUGAUAAAACCAAUAGAACUACAGCAUUCUCAAGUCAUUGUUUCCCCAAGUUCAAUUUUCAUGGAUCUCAUGCUAUAACUCAUCGAAGUGAGUUUUUCCUAAUAUGUUGAGACGGUUGAGUAUUUGUGCGCCUUGUAUCUCUGCUGCAUGUACUCCUUGAAAGUUGCAUUAUAUUGUGAAUUAGUGUUUGUAACUUGUAAGGUCUGCUAUUACAAUGUGGUUCUUCUCAUCAUAUUUCCCGUUGUUACUUUUCAA